CGAUGUUUCGACUUGAUUACGUGUCUUGUGCACUAUUAUCUGGAUGAUGAUGCGGAAACCAAUCGCUUGCGCAGCGAUUUGCGUACAUUCUGCCCAACAAUCUUCUCUGCGGAUGAUGCCAGAACAGUGCAAGCUACAGAAAUGAUCGAGCAAGCACGCAACUUACCGCCUGGUCUGGCCCGAAAAGAACUUCUGGAAGAAGCUGUGAAACUGUUAAGAAGUAGUGUGCAAAAGCUUAAAUUGCCAUUGAUUUGUGAGCUGCUAUACGAAGUUAAUUAUGUGCAAGGGAUCGCUGAUUUGGUGCUGGCACGUGCAGAAAAAGAUGAUCCAAAAAUGCUGGCUCUUAUUGCCUAUAAAAAUCGCCUGGAAGAUUCAGAAGUAUUCGCGCGAGAGGCAAUAAUGAAGAGGAAAGAAGCGUACAGAUGCAUUACCAGUACACUCGAUCGCAUUAUGGUUGAUGAGAGAAGCUUAGGCACCGGUGACCAACUCAAUCCCUCAAAAGAUAUUGUAAUUAGAAGUGUUUUUGACUCGAAAGAUGAACUUGCACACGUAGCGGUUUUCAAGUGGCUUCUGGAACACGAUUUCGUCAACGUUGUUCUGCAGAGCAAAUCGCCUUAUCUGGAAAGCUUUCUGCAUCGUCGUGUUGAGGAAGGUGGUUCAAGCCGCUCGCUGGACCUUCUGUGGCGAUUCCAUGAGCGCAGCGGUGAUCAUCGAAAAGCUACGGAUCUUCUUUUCGAACUUGCACAGCGUGAAACUGAUAAGCUCAGCAUUGACCGUCGUGUUGCAUAUCUGUCGCAGGCGGCGAUGUGUGCUCGAUCGGCCAGUUCGGAAGCAGAUCCGGGCUCCAACAUUCACGAUUUGAUAGUGGAGAUAGGUGAUAAGCUGGAUGUUGCUCAAGUGCAGCUUGCAACCAAGUUAGUUCUUACACGCUUGCUAUCGUUAAAACCGUAG
Messenger RNA from Gongylonema pulchrum, 951 nucleotides. The record is from the annotation of a GenBank genome assembly. NCBI's taxonomy places the organism in Eukaryota, Metazoa, Nematoda, Chromadorea, Rhabditida, Gongylonematidae.